Physeter macrocephalus (sperm whale) is the source of this 1346-nucleotide messenger RNA. It is a transcript of the gene TAX1BP3, whose product is annotated as Tax1 binding protein 3. Gene Ontology annotation, cellular component: basolateral plasma membrane; cell junction. The record is from RefSeq and is a predicted model, not a curated record. Lineage: Eukaryota; Metazoa; Chordata; Mammalia; Artiodactyla; Physeteridae. Gene Ontology annotation, molecular function: protein binding. The transcript has 4 exons. The coding region runs from base 140 to 514 and encodes 124 amino acids. Gene Ontology annotation, biological process: establishment or maintenance of epithelial cell apical/basal polarity; receptor clustering; embryo development.
GAUUGGCUGGUGCGUCGUUAACUAUUCAUGACGGGGCGGGCCGGGCUGGUUGGCCUUUGUUAACCAGAGAGGGCGAGGCCUUGGGGAUUUUCGCUGAGGGCUUCACUGAGCGGUGUUUCGUUACCGGAUUGGCGUCGAGAUGUCCUACGUCCCGGGCCAGCCGGUCACCGCCGUGGUGCAAAGAGUUGAAAUUCACAAGUUGCGUCAAGGUGAGAACUUAAUCCUGGGCUUCAGCAUUGGAGGUGGAAUUGACCAGGAUCCCUCCCAGAAUCCUUUCUCAGAAGAUAAGACGGACAAGGGCAUUUACGUCACACGGGUAUCCGAAGGAGGCCCUGCGGAAAUUGCUGGGCUGCAGAUCGGGGACAAGAUCAUGCAGGUGAACGGCUGGGACAUGACCAUGGUCACACACGACCAGGCCCGGAAGCGGCUCACCAAGCGCUCGGAGGAGGUGGUACGUCUGCUGGUGACGCGGCAGUCGCUGCAGAAGGCCGUACAGCAGUCCAUGCUGUCCUAGCAGCCGCCAGGGCCCCCGACUCGUGCCUGCCCGCCCUCUGUACAGCGACACCACUUCCACGCUCUGUCUGCCCCUCGUCCUGGCUUCUGCUCAUUGCUGGGCCCCCGCCUAGAAGGGCAAGAGCUGGUCCCAGAGGCCUGACCUGCCUUCCCCUCUCCCGCCACGGGCCCGAAGCUCUGGGACCAGCUCUCUCCCUUGGACACUGAGGAUUGGAAACAAGGGCCUGGAGCCGAGUUGGAGUCAGUCCCCAGUCUGUGACCAAGGCUUGGCCCCCAGACCCUGCUGCCGGGCCACAGCAGGCGAGCAGGGGGCCACCCUUCCUGAGAGCACCAUGUAGUUGGGAAACGCAGGGCUGGGCACUGCCCCCGUGUCUUGGCUCCACAGUGCCUGUGCCCCUUGCUUUUCCCUGUAUUUCCCAGCGGGGACUCGACUCACUGCCAGAGACACUACGAAGGUUUGUCCAGAUGGAAGCCAGGCAGGCUCGCAGCUCACCCCGUUGCACUCCCGCUCCCCAAGGGGUGCGGGCCUCCCCAGGGUUCACUUGCUUAACAGGAUUCAGAUGAGGUCUGAGGCUGACAUUUCAGGGCAGUUCUCAGGAUUGCCAUUUUCCUCUAUGCCUUUGGGUUUAACGUUUGUAUUUUUUUAAUCACAACUUUGAUACAAAGCGUUUUUAUCGUACUCUUUGAAGAUGCCAGUUCAACUUUCGAAUUCAGCUAAUUCACAUCUGGGAAUUACUCUUAGCAAGGGAACCAGCCUUGCUUUGGUUACUGUGGAAAUGGGGCAGUAGGAAGCCACCCCACGUCUUGUGCCCAAUAAACAGUGCUGGAAUUCA